GGGCAUUGGUCAACAUGGUCAUAAAAGACUCUCAGCCAUUUUCAUUGGUUGAGGAUGAGGGUUUCAGGGGCCUCAUCCAUGCCCUUGAUCCUUCCUAUAUAAUCCCAAACAGACAGGCUUUAAAGAAAAUGGUGGCUUUAAAAUAUGAAGAAGCAAAGAGGAAAGCCAAGGCUGAGAUGGAAAAAGCAACUGCUGUGUCUCUAACAUCAGAUAUGUGGACUUCUAUCAACACAGAUGCAUAUCUUGCAAUAACCUGCCAUUACAUUGAUGACAGUGAUAAGAUGAAUACAGUGUUGUUGGAUGUUGAGAAGUUCCCAGACAGACACACAGCGGAAAAUAUGGCCCUGGUGAAAAAGAAUGUCAUGAUGGAGUGGGCAAUCAAGGACAAGGUGAAGUGUCUUGUCACAGAUGCGGCAGCAAACAUGAUUGCUUGUGCAAAAAUUCUGCAAGUGAGACAUUCAGUUUGCAUUGCACAUGCACUUAACACCAUGGUUAAAAAGUCUUUUGAUCAGGUACCAGCUCUGUGUGACAUUCGAAACAAAGCUAAAAAAGUGGUCACCUAUUUUCGAAGCAGCACCUCUGCUAAAGAAAUGUUGACCCAGGUGCAGAAAGAGAUGAACAGGCCAGCUCGUAAACUAGUGAAUGAUGUGGAAACACGCUGGAACAGCACUUUACACAUGCUUCAACGGUUGCAUGAGGAAAGGCAAACUGUGGGAGCAUCCCUUGCAUCACUUAAAACUGAUUUAGCUCCACUUCAUGCACAGGACUAUGAAGCCAUACAGCAAAUUCUGUGUGUUCUUGCCCCAUUCCACCAAGCCACAGUAGAGCUGUCCGAGGAAAAACGAGUGUCUGGCUCCAAAGUAAUUCCUUUGCUAAAAAUGAUUCACCAUUCAUUACUGGGUGAACAAAACAGGUAUUGAUUUUUAUUUAUGUACAUUAACAAAUGUAAUAAAUGUUUUGAUGCCUUUUUUAUUCAUUUUUAAUGUUUUAUUUUUGUAUUUCAGUAAAUCAUUGUAUAUUUCAUAGGUUAACAUUGGCCAUUGCAAAGGAAUUAACAGACAACCUCAUCAGGCGUCUGAGGGAACAUAUCUGGA
Megalobrama amblycephala (Wuchang bream) is the source of this 1094-nucleotide messenger RNA. RefSeq names its product zinc finger BED domain-containing protein 4-like. The record is from RefSeq and is a predicted model, not a curated record. The transcript has 2 exons. Bases 15 to 920 code for a protein of 301 amino acids. NCBI's taxonomy places the organism in Eukaryota, Metazoa, Chordata, Actinopteri, Cypriniformes, Xenocyprididae.